AUGCAGAUAUGGCGACGCUCCUUCGCUACAUCUGUUGCCAGAUUUAGCAACAGCUUGACUCGUCCUUCUGUUUCGCGAUGCGUUCAGAUUCUACAAGCUAGCAAGAGCGAGGCCUGCAGCUUCGAAGACCAAGAAGUCAAGGUGAACGGAUUCAUCCGCAGCGUACGAAAACAGAAGCGCAUUGCAUUUGCGGAGAUUUCCGAUGGCUCUACUGUAGAGCCAAUUCAGGCGAUUCUAAAGCCUGCGCAAGCAGCAGAGUAUGUUCGGCCUCACGCGAGAGCUACGAUUCCGUCACCAAACAAGGCUAAUCGAACGUCGUCUAGUUUAUCAACUGGAGCAGCUGUGGAAAUAUCAGGAAUAUGGAAAGCUUGUCCAUCAGGGAAGGAGCAGAGUCAUGAACUUCAAGCAACUGAUGUGACGGUUGUCGGCGCAUCAGACCCAGAGACCUUCCCAAUCCAAAAGAAAUACCACAGCACCGAUUUCCUGCGUCAGAUUCCCCACCUUCGCAUCCGAACACCCUUUAAUUCUCUCCUCGCGCGAUUCCGGUCCGAGUGCAUGUUCCAGCUUAGCAAUGUCUUCCACUCCCAUCCAAAUGGCGGCUUUACACAAGUCCAGCCUCCGAUCAUCACAUCCUCGGACUGUGAAGGUGCCGGCGAGACAUUCACGUUGGCACCGCGCGGUGCAGCGACUACACCCAGCGCCGAGAACGAGCAGUUCUUCCGAGCACCUAAAUACCUGACUGUGUCGUCGCAAUUGCACUUGGAAGCCUAUGCAGCGGAGCUAGGUAAUGUCUGGACAUUGACACCGGUAUUCCGGGCUGAGAAGAGUGAUACACCGCGCCACCUCAGCGAGUUCUACAUGCUCGAAGCGGAAGUCAACUUCAUGUCCGAUCUUGACUCGCUUACCGGUCUGGUAGAACACAUGCUACGCGAUUUGACGCGACGCCUAUAUAAUACUACAGUGGGCCAGGAGAUCUUAUCGGCCAAGCGAUCUGGCGAGCCAGGAGAGGAGACGAACGCUGAGACGGACGCUUUGCGAAAACGAUGGACUGACCUGAUGGAUGGCCCGAAAUGGGACCGUGUCACAUACACACAAGCCGUGGAAAUGUUGCAACAUGCUGUUGCCGAGCAGGGAGCUUUGUUUGAACAUCCCCCGACAUGGGAUGGAGGUCUUCAGCUCGAACACGAGAAAUACAUUGUUGAGGAGCUCUAUCAGGGCCGUCCAGUCUUCGUUACAGACUACCCGAAGUCCGUCAAGCCGUUCUAUAUGGCGCCUUCUCGGGUUGUCGAAGAAUCCAACAGUCCCGGUGAGACAGUGGCAUGCUUCGAUCUGCUUCUCCCUGAAGUCAGUGAGGUUGCCGGUGGUUCCCUGCGUGAACACCGUUUGCCCGAGCUUAUCCAAAAUAUGCGUGAGCAUGGUUUGAUUAAGGCUCGCGAGCUUCCCGAGUCGGGGAAUUCCGCCUCCCUUGAGUCGCUGUAUCCUUAUCUUGCUCCUACCGAGGAUCUGAGUCACCUUCAAUGGUAUGCUGACCUCCGACGCUGGGGCUCUGCUCCUCACGGCGGUUACGGACUUGGGUUCGAUCGGUUCUUGGGAUUCUUGAGUGGCGUUUCUAGUGUGCGGGAUAUUGUCUCUUUCCCGAGAUACCAUGGUCGCGCUGAUUGCUGA
Messenger RNA from Penicillium nucicola, 1665 nucleotides. RefSeq names its product asparagine--tRNA ligase SLM5. Lineage: Eukaryota; Fungi; Ascomycota; Eurotiomycetes; Eurotiales; Aspergillaceae. The coding region runs from base 1 to 1665 and encodes 554 amino acids. The record is from RefSeq and is a predicted model, not a curated record. Gene Ontology annotation, biological process: asparaginyl-tRNA aminoacylation. The transcript has 2 exons. Gene Ontology annotation, cellular component: mitochondrion. Gene Ontology annotation, molecular function: nucleic acid binding; ATP binding; asparagine-tRNA ligase activity.